AUGGAGGGACCAAUGGAAGACAGCGAAAACAACCCUUUUCUCGUCACAGGAACUAUUUUGCAUGACCUGCAGGAAAAUAAUCAGUUGACUGACAAGAGUUUGCGAGAUAUUGUGAGCACGUCAACCAAUGCUGAUACGAUAAGGCAGGCAUUAAAACUUCAGGAAAAAGCUAAGGCCGUGGCCAUAUCAACGAUUAGUUGGUUUGGCUCUCUACAAAUAUACGGGAAUUCUGCUGAUGUACCAUUUAUGAUCUGUGGACGGUUAGCUUUUAGCAAUAAGGGUACUUUAAUUCGAGCACGUCGAAAAGGAGGAGCUUUAGACAAAAUGUGGACAUCCAUUGAAGUCGAAUUAAAAGAGAAGAAGUUAACAGAUCUUCAGUUACAUGGACUACUACAGGCAACACAGAAGAGUCAAAAUUAUGCGAGUAUGUUAAAUCGCGGUAUCUUGGGGUUAGAGGAUGUCAUCACUUCAAAUAAGUAUAAGAGUGAACAGAUAAACUCACCGCACAAACCGCUCCUGACAAAAGAGACUAUGGCAAAUCUUGCGCCAACAAUAUUACCAGGGUUGAAAUCGCUUAUAUCAAAUCUUGAAGUUCAACACGAAGACAUUGUCGAGGAAAUAAAGCGUCAUUCGUGCGACUAA
This is a messenger RNA of Funneliformis caledonium, 642 nucleotides long. The record is from the annotation of a GenBank genome assembly. NCBI's taxonomy places the organism in Eukaryota, Fungi, Glomeromycota, Glomeromycetes, Glomerales, Glomeraceae.